CUUAAUGCAACUCGGAGUCUUGUUGUUUGUGCGUUUUUUUAAGAACGUGCAAGUUUUUGAAGGUAAAAAAAGUAAAAGAGAUAGAGUUAAAUGUGAAAAAAGUGAGGAUAUGUGAAGCGUAAUAUUGGUGGUAAUAAACCACAGCAAGCAUGUGAGAUGUGUGUUAAUUUAUAUUCAAUGGUUACCAAUAAUUGGAGACCUAAUCAAGGUGCUGAACCGAAUAUGGAUACUAGUGAUUGGAGAGGUCAAUUGCAGCCUGAAUCACGCCAAAGAAUUGUCAACAAAAUUAUGGACACAUUAAAAAGGCAUCUUCCUGUUUCUGGUCAAGAAGGAUUGCAUGAACUUCGGAAGAUUGCCCAAAAGUUUGAAGAUAAGAUUUAUACUGCUGCAACAAGCCAGUCUGAUUAUCUACGGAAAAUAUCUUUGAAGAUGCUUACGAUGGAGACUAAAUCCCAGGGCACUAUUGCCAACAAUAUACCCCCGAAUCAAGUUGGCCCUAGCAAUCAACCUCCUUAUCCAGAUGAUGCAAGUAAAUAUGAUUCUAAACAUGAUCAACUUUCCUUGGACGUGAAGAAGUUUGAAAGCAACAACUCUAGCUGUAAAGUGAAACAAAGUAAUAUUUGUUAUGAUAAAGUCAAAGUUAAUUUGAAUUUGAAUGUGAGUGAGAAAAGGGAAGAUGAUUCCAAAAACGAUCAACUUUCGUUGGACGUGAAGAAUUUUUAUUUAAAAGACGGGGUUUCCACGGAUGAAAAAGUCGCAAAGAUUUUUACUUUUGAUGAGCUUGCAGCUGCAACAAAGAGUUUUAGGGUAGAUUGCUUUGUUGGUGAAGGAGGGUUUGGCAAGGUUUAUAAGGGUUACAUCAAGAAAAUUAAUCAGUUUGUUGCAAUAAAGCAACUUGACCCUAAUGGACUUCAAGGAACAAGAGAAUUUGCUGUUGAAGUGUUAACACUUAGUUUGGCAGAACACCCAAAUCUUGUCAAGUUAUUAGGAUUUUGUGCUGAGGGAGAGCAGAGGCUUUUGGUUUAUGAGUACAUGCCUUUGGGAUCUUUGGAGAAUCAUUUGCAUGAUCUUCCUCCCGGGAAAAAACCAUUGGAUUGGAAUACACGAAUGAGAAUAGCUGCUGGUGUAGCUAAAGGUUUGGAGUAUUUGCAUGAUGAAAUGAAGCCUCCUGUCAUAUACCGUGACCUCAAAUGCUCCAACAUUUUGUUAGGCGAUGAUUAUCAUCCCAAGUUAUCCGAUUUUGGCUUGGCAAAAGUAGGUCCAAUCGGUGAUAUGACUCAUGUUUCAACAAGAGUUAUGGGAACAUAUGGCUACUGUGCUCCAGAUUACGCAAUGACGGGUCAAUUGACGUCCAAGUCUGACAUUUAUAGCCUUGGAGUUGCUCUUUUGGAGCUUAUCACAGGCAGAAAGGCCUUCGACCCUAGUAAACCUGCUAAAGAACAAAAUCUUGUUGCAUGGGCAUAUCCGUUAUUCAAAGAACAAAGAAAAUUCUCAAAGAUGGUGGAUCCAUUGCUUGAAGGUCAAUAUCCAGCGAGGGGUUUGUACCAAGCCCUUGCUGUUGCUGCUAUGUGUGUUGAAGAGCAGUCUAGUAUGCGGCCGGUUAUAGCAGAUGUGGUCGCAGCUCUAGAUUUCAUUGCUUCACAUAAAUAUGAUCCACAAGUUCAUCCAAUACAAAGCUCGAGAUAAGGUUCAUCUUCUCCAAGGAGUGAAGGUCAUAGACGCGUUACAAGUAAUGACUCUGAGACAGACAGAUUGGGAGACUAGAAAAAGUGGAGUAGUGUUUUGAGACACUUACUUUACAGGAGAUAACAGGGUUGUCAAAUAGCGGCUAUAGUGCAACAGAAUUUGAACAAAUUGCUAUUGUGAAAUAGUUGUUUGCGGCAUUACAGUAUAACAAAGUCUAAACAACUAUUUCAAAUCUUUAUCAAGUAUCAACAUCACAUCCUCUGCAGAACCUGUAAUGAUUUCAAUUAAGACUGAUAUGGAGAAAAGGCAGAGAGAGAGAGAGAGAAUGGAUUGAGAGAAGGCUUAAAAGAAUUCACAAAUAUUUACCUGUGCUGGUUGAAAUCUGGGGAUAAUAUAGAGAUGAAUGUGCACCUUAAUGAAUCAAUUUACAAAGGAAUGAAUGUUGUUUAUGCGCUGUAUGAUUCAUUUUAUAUAUGAUUUGUUUCAUUGUAAUAUCUGUAAAAUAUAAUUGUGCUUUUCUUUUGGUACAGAAAGAGCGAUAUAAUUUUAUCUUUUAUAUUACAGAAUUAUGAUAAA
Molecule: messenger RNA, 2262 nt
Organism: Medicago truncatula (barrel medic)
Lineage: Eukaryota; Viridiplantae; Streptophyta; Magnoliopsida; Fabales; Fabaceae
Product: probable serine/threonine-protein kinase PBL7
Exons: 10
Coding region: 157-1686 (509 amino acids)
Biological process (GO): regulation of DNA-templated transcription; protein phosphorylation
Molecular function (GO): protein kinase activity; transcription coregulator activity; ATP binding
Source: RefSeq, a predicted model, not a curated record